AUGAGUGGUGAAAGCUGGCCCACCACUGAGCCAACUACACAGAAUUUCCGGUUUAUAACUUUUCAAGAUCCUAACACAAUUAAGUUGAAAUCGAUCCAGAGAGUCAUUCGCAGUCAUGGUGCCAAAAAAGCCUUGGAAGGACGCAAAAAGAAAGUCACUGAGUCAACUGGAAAUUUCCGUCAUUUUAAAACCGAUAGGCUUCAGAACACCACCGCGAAGAGGCAUAGUCACGAUUACAAGGCGCCAGGCGAUAUUCAACAGCUCGAUCCUUUUCGGUCACUUUCCAUAAGCAAUUCUACGCGACUUCAAUCCCUUAUAGCAAACAAAACUGCAUCCCAAGCCUUGGAACCAGUGUGCAACUUUGCGGAAACAACAGCACACCAAAAGUUCCAUCGGCUAUUUCAUGACGGCUUCAACGAUGCAGCUCUCUCAAAUGCUAUUAUGCUCUCACUCUCAUUCGCUGCAAAUGAAUAUCAUUUCACGCAGGAAUGCGUCACUUUUAAGAACACCACUAUUCGACACAUCAACCAAAAAAUUGGCGCUGCGCUUGACCCCAAAGCAGUUUCUCAGAUGAUAGGAGCCAUAUUGUUACUAAUAGGAGUGGAGUGGCGGCUCGGGAACAAACCACGAGUAGAGAUGCACCUGACCGGUAUUAUGCAACUGUUAAAUUUUUGCGACUCGAAGCUAAUACACCUUCAUGACGGCAUUAAGCGUGCAAUCUUUUGGCAAGACUUGAAUGCGGCCUGGAUCAUAGGCUCCGAGCGCAGGUUCAACCAUAAAAAUUUCCCGGAGCUUCAUUGGGGUCGCAAUCCAUUUCUCUCCUCCAUAUAUACCCUACCACCUGGAUUCGAGCCAUUAAAGCAUGCUUUCGGAGAUGACUUGGUCACAGUCAUUGAAGACGUUUAUGCUUUACAGCAUUUCAGAGAGUCGUCAGACAUGGAUCUAGAUGAUUCAACUUCCCUUAUCCACAUGGAUAAUUAUCAAGCAUGGGUGGAGUCUCGCCUUUUCUCACACUUUCUAGCAACAGGUGAGGAUAACGAAGUAGUAAUAUGCUGUAUACUCACAUUAUAUCUAUGUGCUUAUAUGCUGUUUACGGACAUUUGGGCUGGCCACUUCAUACCAUCCCAUAUAUCAGCAAAGCUCUUACGUGUCUUGCGGCAGGUGAGAAGAGAUGUUUUGUGGGAGGGCCAUAAGGAUGCAUUGCUGUGGUGUAUCAUAGUUGGCGGCACCUUUGCCCAACUCGGAGUGACCAGGUCUGAGUAUAUACUGUUACUUCACCAAUCUGGAUACGAUGCUAUCUUCCCUGAUUGGAAAGAAACAGAAAGCUUCCUAGGUAACUUUAUUUGGUCGAACAAAGUAUUUCACACGCCUGGGAAAGCGUUCUGGGAGGCAUAUUCUUUGCAUUAA
Messenger RNA from Trichoderma harzianum CBS 226.95, 1407 nucleotides. RefSeq lists its product as hypothetical. NCBI's taxonomy places the organism in Eukaryota, Fungi, Ascomycota, Sordariomycetes, Hypocreales, Hypocreaceae. The record is from RefSeq and is a predicted model, not a curated record. The transcript has 5 exons. The coding region runs from base 1 to 1407 and encodes 468 amino acids.